Messenger RNA from Solanum dulcamara, 1265 nucleotides. RefSeq names its product ribosomal RNA-processing protein 8. Gene Ontology annotation, cellular component: nucleolus. Lineage: Eukaryota; Viridiplantae; Streptophyta; Magnoliopsida; Solanales; Solanaceae. The transcript has 9 exons. The coding region runs from base 80 to 907 and encodes 275 amino acids. Gene Ontology annotation, molecular function: methyltransferase activity. The record is from RefSeq and is a predicted model, not a curated record.
CAGUUCGAUACUCAUUACUCUGUAGUACCUAUCCCUAAACUCAAACAGUAACAAGCAGAAGAGAGAAUCUUCAGAGGAGAUGAAAGAAGAAAGGCGGAAUCGUAAACGGAAGAGAGGAAAGGUUCACAGAAAAUCGUCUACGCCGGCCGUAGACGAUCCUUCUAAUCUCUUCAGCGGGAAUCAAUGUUCGGUUUCGCAUAUGGCGAUUUCAAAAGCUAAGAAACCUUCGUCUUUUCUCGAUAAGAUGAAGGCGAGAUUAUCAGGAGGCCACUUCCGUAUGCUUAAUGAAAAGCUCUACACUUGCUCUGGAGAUGAGGCGCUCAAUUAUUUCAAAGAAAAUCCGGAACUUUUUAAUGUGUACCAUGCAGGGUAUCAGGAGCAAAUGUUACAUUGGCCAGAACAACCUGUUACUAUAAUCACAAAAUGGCUAAAGGAUCAUAGCCCUUCAUUAAUUGUUGCUGACUUUGGCUGCGGAGAUGCACGGCUGGCAAGGAGUGUGAAGAACAAAGUUUGGUCCUUGGAUCUUGUCGCACAUGAUCCCUCAGUAAUUGCUUGUGACAUGUCAAAUACCCCUCUAGAGUCCUCGUCAGUUGAUGUGGCCGUCUUUUGCCUUUCAUUGAUGGGAACCGAUUAUCCAAGCUUCCUUAAGGAAGCGCACAGAGUUCUUAAACCCAGGGGGUGGCUUUUGAUAGCAGAAGUUAAAAGCAGGCUUGAUCCAAACACUGGAGGAGCAGACCCAAACAAAUUUAUGAAGGCUAUUUGUGAGCUUGGGUUUACCAUCGGGUCAAAGGAUUUCUCUAACAAAAUGUUUGUGUUGUUCUACUUAAAGAAAAAGGACGAACAGGAUUCAGUAGACAGGGAGAUUAAUUGGCCUGAGCUCAAGCCUUGUAUAUAUAAGCGGCGCUAAGCUUGGCCACAAUAUGGUCUAAGAUUUUAGUGUAGUCCCUGUUGAUUCCGGAGAUGAGUUUAAACUUGUUGCUAGUUUCAACCCGUGCUGCCAAAAAGGAAAGUGUUCUGCUCAAUUUUGCUACUUUCUAAAGCAAGGAAUGAGAACGUCCUAUGUGCCUUGUGGAAAGAUCAGUGUUAUUAGAAGCAUCGUUUUAAAGAAGUUUGCACUUCAAAUUGAUCCUACGAGAAGUAGCUUAUUCUUUGAAUCUCAACUUUGAGAAAAUUCUUUUGUAUUGGCAUUAUCGUAUAUUGGAUUUUGAAAUUGUAGUAAUUUUAUUUGUUUGAAGAUUAUAGUUUCAAAUUAAUAUAAUUUUUUG